Dendrobium catenatum is the source of this 1261-nucleotide messenger RNA. RefSeq names its product vacuolar protein sorting-associated protein 27. The record is from RefSeq and is a predicted model, not a curated record. The transcript is spliced from 10 exons. Gene Ontology annotation, molecular function: phosphatidylinositol-3-phosphate binding; ubiquitin binding; metal ion binding. Lineage: Eukaryota; Viridiplantae; Streptophyta; Magnoliopsida; Asparagales; Orchidaceae. The coding region runs from base 125 to 1006 and encodes 293 amino acids. Gene Ontology annotation, biological process: protein transport to vacuole involved in ubiquitin-dependent protein catabolic process via the multivesicular body sorting pathway; protein targeting to vacuole. Gene Ontology annotation, cellular component: ESCRT-0 complex.
UGCUGUUGUUUUCUUCUAGUUUUUUUUUUUUUUUACUCUCCAUCUUCUCUUUUGGGAGAACAAACUAGCUGAGCGAGAGGGAUAGCAAGCGAGAUUGGGGAAGAGGGGGAGUACAGAGGCCAAGAUGGAGACUCCACCGGUGUUCCAGGAGGCGCCGAGGUGCGACGUUUGCAAGUGUAGCUUCACAACUUUCAGGCGAAGGCACCACUGUCGAUGCUGUGGUAGGACUUUGUGCAGCGAACAUUCAUCAAAUCAAAUGGCUCUACCUCAGUUUGGCAUCUAUUCAAAUGUCAGAGUCUGUGAAGAUUGUUUCAAUAAUCCUUCUCGGUCUAGAGAAAAUGGUCAAAGUUCCUAUGAUACAGUUGCUUCUGUAGUAAAUGGGGUUUCAAGAUUAAAUGUGGAUGAGAAUGAUGCUCCAGAAGCAGAUUCAUUCUCUAGGGAAGCUGUUGCCACUGUACUUGAGUGCAAGUGUGGAAUGCCAUUAUGCAUUUGUAAACCUCCAAUGCCAGAUCCUGCUCCCUCACAGAAUAGCUUAGUUUCUAGUAGUCAUUCCAGUCAAAGACCGAAGAAGACCUCAUCAAACCAGAGAACAGUGGAGUCCAUCUCGAGGAAGCCCUCUUCUUCAUCAUCAUCUUCUUCUUCUUCAAACAAGCCAAGUUCAUUUUUAAAUAUGGGUCAAGCGAGCAAUGGUAAUGCUGACAAGCCUAAGGCAGAUUAUGAUGUUAACGGAGAGGGUUUAAGAGAAGCCAUCAAGAAUAGUGACCCUGCUGGUGUCAGAAAGCUUCUGAGUGAGGGCGUGGAUGCCAACUACUGUGACAAGCAAGGAUUGACUCCACUUCACCUGGCUGCACUUUUUAACCGUACUGAAAUAGCUUUCAUUCUUAUGGAUCAUGGAGCAAGUGUGGAGAGGAAGAAUGCACAAGGCGAAACUCCUCUUGAUUGUGCUCCUACCAUGCUACAAUAUAAGAUGCGCCAGAAGCUGAUGGAAGGUAUGGCAGAUCAAUAGACGGUAAUCAAUCACAUAAUAAACUAAAUUUUUUAAUCAAUCCAAGCUCAUCUCUUCAUGGUUCAGAAAGACUCUUAUUGAGGUUCAAGUUGUUCAUGUUUCAUAUAAAAAUGGUCUAAAUGAAUCGAUAUAACUGGAGCAGCUAAUAUUCAAGCAUUUCUACGUUAUAAGAACUUUGAUUUUGCUGUAUAUUCGAUAUAUAUAUUUUAUGAUGCAUAGUUGAAAUAGUUUCUACUGAGAGCUAUUAUGAACUAU